UAUGUAAUAGAUUUCCCCUGAGGUUGAGCAAUAUCUUUCUGAAUUAUUGAAGCCUGUUCUAGAAAGAGUGGAUGAAUUAAAAAUAAGAGAUCAAUAAAAUGAAGACUAAAUCAAUUCUCUAGUUCAAGAAUUGACUUAGUUAAAAUAAUUAGUUAGCUCUCUAAAGCCUAUAAAAUAAGAGGAUGAGAAAAGUACAUUUGAUAAUAAAUUUUAUUAGAACAAAUAAAGCAAGAAUAAAAGAAAGAUAAUAAUGGAAAUCAUGGUAAGCAAUAUUAUUAUAAAUUCAAAUUAAUUAGAAAACAAAAAACAGGAUCGUCCUACAACUGCUGUUGUCUAAAAGAAUGAAUAAAAUAAAGUAAAAGAGCCUAGACCUUAAACUGGUCAAAAGCCAUUGAGUUAAAGUGUCAUCGUAGAUAAAACAACUACAAAUGAAAUAGAUAAAGGUAUUGUAAUUCCCAAAUCAUCUAGUGCCUUUGAAAUCCCCUAGAGAUUCAACAUAAAAGUAACCAAAACCUUAAGGAUAACAAUAAUAACAACCUCCUUAACCUAAAUCAAAACCCUAAAAAUAACCUGAAUAGAAAGAUACAAAAGAUUAAAAAGAUUCUAAACCUUAAGGUUAAGGUAAUAUUAAAGAUAAUUUAGUAGAAUAACCUUAAAAAUAAGCUUAGCCUUAAAAAGAUGAAAAAAAAGUAGAAAAGCCAAAAUAAACUAAAUAAAAUCCUCCAGUUCAAGCAGAGAAGACUGAUAAGCCAAAAGAAGUUUCUAAAAAGGCAGAUAAACCAUAAGAUUAAAAAGCCAAUGGAUCAUAAAAAAACCAAACAAAAUAAAAUGAUAAAAAGGCAGAACCAAAAUAAGAGGAUAAGAAAAUAGUAAAAAAAACAAAAUAAACAACAGGCCAAACUGGAGAUUAAUAAUAAACUGAUGAACAAUUCCAAUAAUAAUAAUAAGCUUCUUAAGUGAGUUAAGAAUAAUAAUCUGCUGAGAAAUCAUUAAAAGAAAAUCAUUCAGAAUAAAAUGAAUAAUAACCAGAUAAUCAUUCAGAACAUACAAACAAUGUAUAAGAAGUUAACUAACCACCAUAAGAAUAACAUUAGGAGGAAUAAAAUUAAUUUUAAAAUCAAGAGUAAAAAGAAGAACAACAUUAAUAACCAGAAAAUUAGAAUUAGGAUGAUAAUUAACCUAAAGAGGAGUCAUAAAGUUAAUAAUAAGAAGUAAUUUGA
Messenger RNA from Paramecium pentaurelia, 1220 nucleotides. The record is from the annotation of a GenBank genome assembly. NCBI's taxonomy places the organism in Eukaryota, Ciliophora, Oligohymenophorea, Peniculida, Parameciidae.